Molecule: messenger RNA, 3298 nt
Organism: Bombina bombina (fire-bellied toad)
Lineage: Eukaryota; Metazoa; Chordata; Amphibia; Anura; Bombinatoridae
Gene: RNF146
Product: ring finger protein 146
Exons: 2
Coding region: 37-1314 (425 amino acids)
Biological process (GO): Wnt signaling pathway; ubiquitin-dependent protein catabolic process
Cellular component (GO): cytoplasm; nucleus
Molecular function (GO): ubiquitin protein ligase activity; zinc ion binding; poly-ADP-D-ribose binding
Source: RefSeq, a predicted model, not a curated record
CCAUGUGGGAUCUACGAAAGCGCCGCUAACACUCUAAUGGCAACAUUGUUUCCCCUGAUAUCGUUUUGUAGCACUAAAGCUCGUACAGAAAACAAAUUAACAACCCCGUUAAACUCUUUUUUUUUUUACUCCUUCCCUUGUGGCGCACAGCUUGACGUCAUCUCCAGUCACAUGACGCGCAAACGCCGGAAGCUUCUGACAGGGCCUGAAUCUCAAAGCAGCAACAAGCGACUUGAGAGGAGCAAAUCGGGAGAGGGUAGCUGGAUGGCUGGUUGUGGUGAAGUUAGCCACUCUGCAAACAUGCUACCCACAAAUAAGAAGCUGGGUGAGCCUUGUUCUAAUGGAUCCCCAUCCCUUACAGUCCCUGAAUGUUCUAUAUGCCUCCAAACCUGCGUGCACCCAGUUAGUCUUCCCUGUAAACACAUCUUCUGUUUCUUAUGUGUGAAGGGAGCCUCAUGGCUUGGGAGGCGUUGUGCACUCUGCAGACAAGAAAUUCCUGAGGACUUUCUGGAAAAACCUACAUUGUUAUCUCCUGAGGAACUGAAAUCUGCUAGCAGAGGAAAUGGGGAGUAUGCUUGGUACUAUGAGGGCAGAAAUGGGUGGUGGCAGUAUGAUGAAAGGACAAGCAGGGAGCUAGAAGAUGCCUUUGCAAAAGGGAAAAAGAGCACAGAGAUGCUGAUUGCUGGUUUCCUAUAUGUAGCAGACUUGGAGAACAUGGUACAGUACAGGCGCAAUGAACAUGGAAGGCGUAGAAAAAUCAAAAGGGAUAUUCUAGACAUACCAAAGAAAGGUGUUGCAGGCCUAAGGCUAGAUUGUGAUGCAGCUUCUGCAAACCCAACAAGAGAAAGUUCAGCUGAUGGUGCCGAUAACAUGGUUGCAAAUGGGGCUGCAUCAGGUCUCCCCUCUGCUGUGUUACCAGCUAGGCCACAUACAUCCCUGGGUGCUCAGCCUACAAACCUAGUUGUUUUACCUUCAGAUGGGGGUACUCCACUGGACAACACCUUUUCUCAACUGCAAAUUGGAGAUAAUAUAACAGGAAGAAAUAACAUAGGGGAAGGUGAAGAGGAACUUCCCCAAUCUGGAGUCAUAGUCAUAGCUCCUGAAACUGAAGUGGAUGAACCUGAAUCAGAUGACAGCAUUGACAAUGGGACUGUUCCUUUGCAUCAAAAUUCAUUUCUGGUGCAGCAGAGACAUUCAUUAGCAAGUUCUAGCCAGGCAGCUCCAGAUCAUGUAGGCGCAGCAGCUGGUGGAGCACAGAGCACUAUUGUGAGAGCCAGAAGACCAGAUGGACAGUGCACAGUGACAGAAGUUUAAGUGUUUAGCAAGGAAAGAGAAUAAAGCGCUUUGCUAGUUAAAGUAACAUGUUCCUUGUAUUUUACUUUUUGCUUUAGAUCUAAAUAGCUAAUUGUUGAGAAACAUGUCCCAAUUCAUGAAGUAUAACCUCCCUUGAGGCUGGAAUAUCUGUUUAUAAUUAAUACUUAUAAACAGAUGUGGUAUGACCAUGUAGAACUAAAGUGGCCUGAGACAUGUUAGAGUAUAUUUUUUGUGAUGUUAUACCACAUGGUGUCUGCUGCAUCGUUUAAUUGAAUUGGCUAUAAAAUUAUUUCAGGUUAAACACUACUUUGAUAAACUGACUUGCAUGAUGCAUUCAUAUUGCGCCAUUUCAAAGCCUUACCAAAGUGCAUUUUGUUGACAGAUUAAAAAAAAAUGUUUUCUUGUAUAACCUAGUUGACUCUAGGUUGUCCCCUUACUGCUUUGUAUUGGUUAGAUAAGAACUACAUGUCAAAAUCUCUCUGCUGAUUGCCGACGGGGAUAAUAAAGCACUACUUUCCAUAAGCACUGAGGUAGUUUUCCUCUAGGAAUAAGCAAACAGGAGUGCUUUUGAGAGAACUCCAUCAACUUUGUAUUUUAAAGGGACAUGAAACCCAUUUUUUUUUCUUUGAUAAUUCAGACAGAGCAUGCAAUUUUAAAUAACUUUCCAAUUUAUUUAUAUCUAACUUGUUUUGUUCUCUUUGUAUCCUUUGUUGAAAAGUAUAAGUAAUCUACGAAACUGCUGAUUAGUGCUUGCACAUAUAUGCCUCUUGUCAUUGGCUUUCAGCUAGCUCCCAGUAGUGCAUUACUGCUCCUUCAACAAAGGAUACCAAGAGAAUUAAAAAAAUUAGAGAAUAUAAGUAAAUUGUAAAGUUGUUCAUAAUUUUUGAUGAUCUAUCUGAAUUAUGAAACAAAAAUUUGGGGUUUCAUGUCCCUUUAAAUAAAACAAACAAUACCAUUCACAAAGUAGCUGGCUUAGAGUCCAAUAUGGACUAUUUUAAAAUAUUUUUUAAAAAAUAAUUUUAAAAUUAAAAUGCUUUAAAGAAAGAAAAUGAUGUAUCAAAAUGAAUGCAUCAAUUCCAUGUCUCAUAUUACCCUGUGUCUACAACUAUUAUUCAGGAUAGUACAGGCUGGAUGGUAAGGUCUUCCCUACCAUUCUGCCUACUUGCACUAAUUAUUAAGUUGCACAUUUUCUUGAAAAAUAACUUACUAACUUAUUUUCCCAAUGAAUUUCAAGAAGCUAUAUAGUAAGGCAAAGGAGAGAGAAGUCUUCCAGGAUUGUUUUUAAAGGGUAAUGCAUUUCAGGCCACUUCAACUUUAAUGCAGUUAUCUCCUCAUAUCACUAUCUUCAAAUCAUUUUCAUGUCUGCUGAAUUGUAACCACUUAUUUUAAUAAGCGUUAUUUGCAUUUAACUGAGCUAAGUAAGGAAUGGUUGGGCACAACCUGGCUUUCAUGAUACAUUGAACGCAACGGACAGCCACAUUCAAUUUAAUUGAACAUCUCUCAAGUUUUAGAAAGAAACUAACUUAUUACUAUCACUGUGUAGCUUAGCAUGAUGUAUCUUGAAUUGAUGUUACUGUGUGAUUGUUGAAUUUACUUUUCUGUGCUAAAGGGCUGGUAUGUAAAUAUAAUGUUCCCUGCCCUUUAACACCGAAGACGCUCAAGUGUAUUAAAGUUUUUAUUUUGCAUGAGUUUGAGUGCAAGAAGAGAGUGGAAAAUUAAAUUAAAAAUGUCAAGGAGUUGAGUAAAUGUGUAAUUUAAUGAUAUAGUGGUAAGUUUGAACUAACAAUGUGGUUUAAUAGGCAAAUGGCAAACAUUUUAGGUGACCCAGCAGCAUUUGUAUAAAGAACUAAUAUUGUUUUUAUGUUGAACAUUUUUACACCUCCUAGCUUUGCUGUCUGAAUCUAUAAUCUUUCCUCCUCGAGUUGUCUUGUUUUUGUUACAAGAUUUGUAAUUUAAUAAAGACCACAUUUUACCAACAAGCAAA